Ogataea philodendri is the source of this 981-nucleotide messenger RNA. RefSeq lists its product as uncharacterized. The record is from RefSeq and is a predicted model, not a curated record. The coding region runs from base 1 to 981 and encodes 326 amino acids. The transcript has a single exon. NCBI's taxonomy places the organism in Eukaryota, Fungi, Ascomycota, Pichiomycetes, Pichiales, Pichiaceae.
AUGUCGUUCAAGUUUCCAAAGGUGGAUUUAUCCACGUUGCAACAGUCGUUCCAGCAAACGACCCAGCAAUUGACAACAAGUUUCCAGGACAACUUGGUGAAUUUGGAGAAGGAGGUUUCGAGUCUCAAUUCGAACCUUUCUCCUAUUCUCAAGAGAACAACACGUUCGUUGCAGGAGAGAUUCGGCUCCAUUGACGAUAUUUCUGAACUUCCUCAAGAAUACAAAGAUUUGGAGAAGAGAGUUGAUAACCUCAAAGUGUUUUACAAGAAGCUAUUGAGCAUCACUCAACAGUAUGAGAUUGAGAGUUACGAUUACCCACCAAACUUGAAGGAGUCUAUCCAGGAUUACACCAAGUUGAUCAAUGAGAAAUUUGCUGGUCUUUCGCAGGCUACAACUACCUCAGAGGCAGAGGCUGUUUUGUUAGCCACUUCGAAAGAUCAAACGCCAAAGACGUUUGCACACCAAUUUGCCAAAGGAUGUACUGCUGCUCACGAUGAGUUUGUGAGCGGCGAAGACCACUCCUCGUCGCUGGCCAAGGCUCUGUUGAAGAUCAGCGAGUACCAGACGAGAAUCGGUGAUGAAAGAUUGGAGCAGGACAAGUUGGUGAUCACCGAGUUCAACGACAAGAUCCGUAAUGUGCUGCAAGGGGACUUCCAAAACACGCAAAAGCUCAGAAGACAAGUUGAGACAUCGAGACUGAACUUUGACACGGUCAGAGCUGAAGUGAAGGCAGUGCAACACGGCGACGAGUCUGUGGAACUUCCUGUUGCCAUCUCGAAGAAGCUCGAGACUGCCGAGGAUGAGCUUGUGAGUGCUACUGAGUCUGCUGUGGAGUCGAUGAAAUCUCUCAUCAAGCCGACCGAAGGUUUGAACUUGCUCAAGGUGUUGAUGAAGAUCCAGCUCAACUACCACAAGAACGUUGUUUCUGAGUUGUCGUCGUUGGUCGAUGAGCUUGAUACCCUACCUCAGGAUGAUGAUUAA